AUGGGUAUUAAGGGAUUAAAUGCAAUAAUAUCUGAGCAUGUUCCCACUGCAAUUCGCAAGAGCGAUAUCAAGGCUUUUUUUGGCAGAAAAGUGGCAAUUGACGCUUCAAUGUCGUUAUAUCAAUUCUUGAUCGCAGUGAGACAGCAGGAUGGUGGCCAACUGACGACCGAGACUGGUGAGACUACAUCCCACUUGAUGGGAAUGUUCUAUCGUACACUGAGGAUGAUUGAUAACGGUAUCAAGCCCUGUUACGUAUUCGAUGGUAAACCACCAACACUAAAAUCCCAUGAGUUGGACAAGAGAACUUCAAGAAGAGCUGAAACUGAAAAGAAAUUAGCAGAAGCAAUUGACCAGGUCGAGAAGAUGAAACAGGAGAGACGCCUGGUGAAAGUGUCGAAGGAGCACAACGAAGAAGCCAAGCACCUUCUCGAACUGAUGGGGAUCCCGUACGUUAAUGCUCCCACAGAAGCGGAGGCCCAGUGUGCGGAGCUAGCUAAGAAAGGAGUCGUUUAUGCGGCCGCAAGUGAAGAUAUGGAUACGCUCUGUUACAGAACUCCCUAUUUGUUGAGACAUCUAACAUUCUCAGAAGCCAAAAAGGAACCAAUUCAUGAAAUAGACACUGAGCUCGUACUGAAAGGAUUGGACCUUACAAUAGAACAGUUCAUAGAUUUGUGCAUUAUGCUAGGAUGUGAUUACUGCGAAAGCAUAAAAGGCGUUGGCCCGGUGACAGCAUUAAAACUAAUCAAAGAACAUGGAUCGUUGGAAAAAAUAGCAGAUUUUUUUGAAUCUGGUGAGGCUAAUGCUAAAUGGAAAAUUCCAGAAAAUUGGCCAUAUAAAGAAGUUCGUGAACUCUUUGCCGAUCCAGAGGUUAUUGACGGUAAAGACGUUAACCUCAAAUGGACUCAACCAAAGGAGGACGAAUUAAUCGAAUUUUUAUGCGUACAAAAGAGAUUCAGUGAAGAAAGAGUAAAAGCUGGCAUCAAAAGAUUGCACAAGGGUCUAAAAUCGGGGACACAAGGACGGUUGGAUGGCUUUUUUCAAAUGGUGCCAAAGACAAAAGAACAACUAGACGCUGCUGCCGCGAAGGCUAAAUUAGCUAAAAAGAAUGCUAAGACUAAAGGCAAAGUUGGCAAGAGAGGUAACUAG
This is a messenger RNA of Zygotorulaspora mrakii, 1146 nucleotides long. It is a transcript of the gene RAD27, whose product is annotated as multifunctional nuclease RAD27. Lineage: Eukaryota; Fungi; Ascomycota; Saccharomycetes; Saccharomycetales; Saccharomycetaceae. Bases 1 to 1146 code for a protein of 381 amino acids. The record is from RefSeq and is a predicted model, not a curated record. The transcript has a single exon. Gene Ontology annotation, cellular component: cytoplasm; nucleus. Gene Ontology annotation, molecular function: 5'-flap endonuclease activity; DNA binding; 5'-3' exonuclease activity.